AUGAGGCAGUUUUAUACAACUCCUGUAAGUAAUUCAAAAUUUGAUAAUUCUUUAUCAAUAAAGGAAUCUUAUAAACCGAGGCAAUCAGGCUUAGAGACGUUAGGUGAGAAACCUAGUCAGGAAGAAGAAGAAAAAGAUAUAGUAGAAACAAAUGAACCAACAGGAAAUCUUACCUCUGAAGAAAUUGAAGAAUCUAUGAAUGGUAUUACAGAGUUACCUGUCGAAUUAUCGCAUCUAAUAGAUGUAUUUAUUAUAGAUUUAAAACAGCCAAAAUAUCUUAGACCUUUAACUAUAAUUCAAUUAUCUUAUUUAUUUCAAGGGUUUUAUACAAAAUUUGAUAAAUUUUGCUUUCAAUAUCUUUCUAAUAAUGGUACAACGAAUCAGAUGACGAUAACACCAUCUGCAACUUCAUUUUUCACAGCAAGAGAGUCUCUAAGUACAGGUCUUAGUGGAAUAUUUGCACGAAGUAGAAGUAGUAGCACAGCAAGUGGUACAUCUAUUACAAGAGCCCCCCGAAGAUCAUCAUCGCUAUUCAGUUUGGAAUCAAAUUCAACAGGAAAUAUUACACAAAUGUUAUCUCCAGAAGAAAUUAAGAUACAUUUAAAGACAAAUGAACUGAAUAAUUUAAAGAUUGAAAAGUAUAUGAUAUUAUGUGAAUCUUAUAUUUUCAAUAAAUUAUUAGAAGUUGGAAUAUCCGUAUCAUCUCCAAUAAAACAAAACCCAUCAUCAUCUUCGAUCGAUACUUUGUCAUCGUCACCAAGUGUAGAAAAAACUCAAGAAAAAUUAAAUCAUUCGAACCAAGAAAUAUUUAAUGUGUCAAGCCUAUUUAGAAACACACCAGAAUUUGGAGAUUUUGAUAAAUUAUUAACUGAAAAAUUAAGAUGCUUGUCAAAAUUAUCUCUUGAUGGUAAGAUUAAUUUAGAUGAUUUUUUAGGUGUUCCUGAUUCGGUUGAUUUCUCAAAUGAAUCUAAAAAUAAAGAUGUUCGGGAGUCCUUAACAAAAUUCACGUAUUAUUCAACCUCACCAUAUGAAAAAGUUCAAAUUUUACUUAAUAUUCAUGAUUCGAUGACAUAUUACAAAGGAAUGUCAAAUGACGAAUUUUUAUCCAUGUUAAUAUAUUAUAUUAUUAAGUUUAGACCAAGGAAAUUGUUUUUAAAUGCUGAAUUUAUCAAAUUAUUCAGAUAUAAGAAGAAAUUAAUUCAAAAAGAACUUUAUGCAUUGACUAAUUUGGAGGCGGCUCUUCUCUUUAUAGAAGGGUUAACUUUAGCAGACUUUUCAGAUGAAUUACAAGAUGAACUUACAACUCAUGAAAAGAAAAUAUUGGAAUCAAAAGUUAGUGACGUUAUAACGUUACCAGGUAGCAACGGAAAAAAUAAUCUUCCAACUGCAGUAAUUGAUUCUCCAACACCUAUAAAUCGCCAGAAUGGUAAUGAUAGUAUCGGUUCAAGAACCAAUUCAAAUGAAGGAUUCAGAAACACAUUUGAUGGUUCACUAAGAAAUAUUAUAAGUAAGAUAAGAUUAUACACCCCACCAACUGUUAAUAACUUAAAACCAUUGCCACUGCCUAGAAGUACCUCGCAAUUGUCAAUGGAUUACGAUGGGGGUUCCCCUCUUAGAUCACUGGCAUCUCCUAAUAAUGGUAGCAGUGGAGAAGAAGAUAAUACACAUGCGGGCACUUUAACACCAGGUAGAAGUGUUCAGCGAUCCAUUCCUGAGGAUUGGAAGAAAUACAGAAGUUUGAAGUUUGAAGAUUUAACAAUUACGCAAUUGAAGGAAGUAUUUGAGGUAUACCAAAAGAUGAUAGAAUAA
Messenger RNA from Maudiozyma saulgeensis, 1809 nucleotides. Lineage: Eukaryota; Fungi; Ascomycota; Saccharomycetes; Saccharomycetales; Saccharomycetaceae. The record is from the annotation of a GenBank genome assembly.